AUGGGUAUCCCAGGCCUCAUCCAUGCCAUUGGCAAGGGGGAGCGCAUCUCCCUAUCUAAAUUGGCAAUAACACAUCUGGAGCGAACGGCAAGGCCAAUUCGAGUUGCGGUCGACAUUUCUAUCUGGCUUUUCCAGGUUCAAGCCGGUCGCGGUGGAAAAAAUCCCGAGCUGCGCACCUUGUUUUAUCGACUUUUGAAGCUACUAGCUCUGCCAGUCCACCCGCUUUUUGUCUAUGAUGGCCGUCAAAAGCCUCCAUUCAAGAGGGGAAAGGCUGUUUCUCCGCGAAGUUACGGCAACGCGCCAAUCAUCCAGCGUUCCAAAGAGCUCAUUGAGCGGUUCCGAUUCCCGUGGCAUGAAGCUCCGGGUGAAGCAGAAGCUGAAUGCGCGCGAUUACAGCAAGCCGGCAUCGUCGAUGUGGUUAUGAGCAACGAUGUGGACGCGCUCAUGUUCGGGUCUACCUGGACUAUCAUGAACUUCUCAAAAGAAAGCGGCAGUAGCUCUGCUGCGACCCAUGUGACUUGUUAUCGCUUCGGAAAUGAGGAUCAUGUUUCAAAUGUGCCUCUCAGUCGAGCAGGAAUGAUUUUGUUUGCCAUGCUCAGUGGCGGCGAUUAUUUGCCAGGGGGUGUUAAAGGCUGCGGACCUGGGUUGGCCGCAGAAAUCGCCAAAGCUCACUUCGGCGAGGAUUUGCUUGAAGAGCUUGCAUCACAUUCUCCUGAUUUAGAUACGCGUCUCAGCGAAUGGCGGGAGCGACUACAAUACGAACUAGAGGAAAAUGAAAGCGGCUAUUUUACGACAAAACACAAAGCUGUUCGUAUCCCAGACACCUUCCCCGAUCGAACAAUUUUGGAGUAUUACGCCGAGCCUAAGGUUUCCACGGAUGAUGAAAUGGCUACCCUUAGACGCCAUUUGAGGCAUGCCUGGGAUCGCCAGAUCGACCCUCUCGCGAUAAGAACCUUUGCAGCCGAUUAUUUCGAAUGGAAUUAUCGAUCAGGUGCCAGAAAGGUGAUUAAACUUCUAACGGAGCCUCUCCUCUCCUACAGGCUUCGUCUUCAACGGCCUGUGUCAGGCUUGACACAGGGAACAUUAGCUCCCGAUUGCGAUACGCCAUGGAUGCAUAAAGUGUACAAGACUCGUGCCAAUUUUGCUACUGAUGGCACGACUGAACUGCAAAUGGAUAUGCUCCCGAUCGAUAUUGUCGGUCUUGAUCUUCUAGCCGAAGAACCGAAUCCACCAGAAGAGGCUGUGCCUUCGCAAGAAAUGGGCGAAGGAGACGAGGAAGAUGAUGCAGAAGUUGCUAAUGAGGCCCUCGAAGGGGGACCCCCGGCAACGCCUACCAAGUCUCGUCCCAAAAAGCGAUUUGAUCCUUUCGCAGUUGAAAAGGUCUGGAUCUUUGAGACUGUUGCCAAACUUGGUGUUCCCGAUGCUGUCACCACCUACAAUAAGGAACAAGCGGCAAAAGAGGCUGCAAAAGAAGCCGCGAAGGCCAAGAAGGCUGCACCGAAAAAGCCCAGCACCCGGCGCACUGGGCCUAAGAAGAAAGGGCCUAUCGAUCCAGGAAUGAAGCAAGGAAGCAUUUUGAAAUAUGGAAUGCUCACAAAAGAGAGAUCCGACCUGUCCCCAUACAAUAAAGCACACAUCUUGGAGGCAGCUUCAUCUCAGUCGACAACCAAGGAACCUUCUCCAGGUUUCCGAACCCCAACUUCAUUCGAGAGCAUUGACUUUGAUGAUUUAUCUCCAAGCAUGUACUCGCAGCAUCAAGCUUCCAGUCAGAUCCGCCAUGCCUCUCGCGAGCUUGAUGAGCUCGUUGACUCAUUUUCAUCACUAUGCGCCGCAUCAUCAGCUCCAAGAGUCAAACGCCAUCCUAUGGCAAGACAAAUCUCGGUCCCAGUCCGUGCAGGAGUUUUAACAGCCGGAGAAACCGAGAUUUUGGAGUUUGAAACAUCCAGAUUAUCACUUGCGGAUACGUUUGUUUCGUCGCAACCCCCGGUACCUAGGGGGCUCAAAAUGAGCUACUCUGUCUCGAGCUAUGAGUCUUCGGAGGCUGUUAAACAGAAACCAGUAGCCUCACCAAAGAAGCAAACUCGUCGCAACCCCUCGAGAUUGGUCAAACUUUCUCCUGAUACGGAAAAAACUCCGGAUGUUAACGAUUUACAAAAAGGCAUUGACUCUAUGUCAUUGUCAACCAAAAAUGUGGAUGAACGCCCUCCAGACCAAGCUGCACCUUCGAUUGGGUCUUCCUGUUUGAAGGAUGAGAAGAGGUCAACCAGCAAAAAGAAGCCUUCCAAGAAGGGGCCGAAGGAAGAGAAGCGGGCUCUAGAGACUAAGCAAACCUUGGGCCACGUCGAGAACAUCUCAAUAGCUGAUGGAUUCUGGUUCUUUGACAAGCCAGCUGAGUCUGAUACGGUCAAAAGAGAUCCAGAUGCGCCUGAGGGCGCAAAGCAUGACCAAAAGGAAAAGGUCAAGACAAAACGAGUUCCCCGCGUUAGCUUUAUUGAUUUGAUUUGA
Molecule: messenger RNA, 2505 nt
Organism: Penicillium pulvis
Lineage: Eukaryota; Fungi; Ascomycota; Eurotiomycetes; Eurotiales; Aspergillaceae
Product: crossover junction endodeoxyribonuclease
Exons: 2
Coding region: 1-2505 (834 amino acids)
Molecular function (GO): 5'-flap endonuclease activity; crossover junction DNA endonuclease activity
Source: RefSeq, a predicted model, not a curated record